Habropoda laboriosa is the source of this 1271-nucleotide messenger RNA. Its product is annotated as homeobox protein abdominal-A homolog. The transcript has 3 exons. The coding region runs from base 1 to 1188 and encodes 395 amino acids. Gene Ontology annotation, molecular function: RNA polymerase II cis-regulatory region sequence-specific DNA binding; DNA-binding transcription factor activity, RNA polymerase II-specific. Lineage: Eukaryota; Metazoa; Arthropoda; Insecta; Hymenoptera; Apidae. Gene Ontology annotation, cellular component: nucleus. The record is from RefSeq and is a predicted model, not a curated record. Gene Ontology annotation, biological process: anterior/posterior pattern specification; negative regulation of transcription by RNA polymerase II.
AUGAGUUCGAAAUUCAUAAUCGAUAGUAUGCUACCUAAGUACCACCAGCAGUUUCAUCAUCAACAGUUGUUCUCGAGCGCGAAUCCCGGCACGAUCCAGGCGUGUACAACUAGUCCUGCCACCGCGAGUUUAGAAUCGAGCCUAUCCGCGGCUGCAGUCGCGGCCGCGGCAGUGAAUUACGCGCAACAGCAUAAUUCCCCAAGCCCGACGGGCUCGAGUCCUCAGCACUCAGGAAGUUCCGCAUCGACGUCACCGGCGGCUAGAACCACAUCCAGUAUGUAUCCUUACGUGUCGGCGGCUGCGGCCCACCACCAUCAUCAGCAGCAGCAAGCUGUCGCGGCGGCUGCUUUUGGUGCCACGUCUAGCAUGGUGCCGGGUUUCGGUUCAUCGGCGGCAUCGAGCGCCGCAUUGGCAGCGGCCGCGGCCGUCGACGCCGCGACCGCCGGCGAUAAGUCCUGUCGUUACACCGCCAGCCUCACAGGAAACGUCGCGCCGUCCUCCGCCGAUCCAAUGGUCAAUUACACCCUUGGUCAUCAUCAUCAAAACGGAGCUACACCCGGUAGCUUGGUGUCCUCCGCGUCAGCCUCCUCCGCUGUAUCGGCCGCGUCCGCAUCCAUGGCCGCCGCUGCACAGUUCUAUCAUCAGGCUGCCGCUGCAUCGGCCGUCGUCGAUCCUCUUACGUCCUGCCAGCAACCUACCACGGGACAACCUGGUAUCUCGGACAUUCCCCGAUAUCCGUGGAUGUCUAUCACCGAUUGGAUGAGCCCGUUCGACAGAGUCGUGUGCGGGCCAAAUGGCUGUCCGAGGCGCAGAGGUCGACAGACGUACACGCGGUUCCAGACGCUCGAGCUGGAGAAGGAGUUCCACUUCAACCACUACCUGACGCGACGACGGCGAAUAGAGAUCGCUCAUGCUCUCUGUUUAACGGAACGACAGAUCAAGAUCUGGUUCCAGAACCGGCGGAUGAAGCUGAAGAAGGAGCUGAGGGCGGUGAAGGAGAUCAACGAGCAGGCGAGGCGGGAACGCGAGGAGCAGGACAUGAUGAAGAAACAGCAGGCGGAGAAACAGGCGAAGAUGCAGCAGGAGCAACAGAACGCGGCUCUUCAGCAUCAGCAACAGCAUCACGUGAGCGGUCUGGACAAGACGCAGAGCGAUCUUCUGAAGGCGGUUAGUAAGGUGCCCACAUAGGAGACUUUGCUCAGCCGGUUGUCUUUCUUUUAAAAGAGGAAACAAGAGACUGGACACAGCAGCCUGGACGCGGACAUCGAAGC